Molecule: messenger RNA, 1236 nt
Organism: Cryptotermes secundus
Lineage: Eukaryota; Metazoa; Arthropoda; Insecta; Blattodea; Kalotermitidae
Product: cell division control protein 42 homolog
Exons: 3
Coding region: 58-768 (236 amino acids)
Biological process (GO): small GTPase-mediated signal transduction
Molecular function (GO): GTP binding; GTPase activity
Source: RefSeq, a predicted model, not a curated record
GAACGGCGAGGAUGGUGACGAGUCAAUUGAGGUUUGAUGUUGUGAGAGGGAGGUUUGAUGAUGCCUCCCUCUGAAUUAGGUUGUACGAGCCCACUUUUGAGAGCUGAGCAUUUUGAUGUAAACAACUCAAUAGAAAGAAUCAAGUGUGUGUUAGUCGGAGAUGGAGCGGUGGGAAAGACGUCAUUAGUAGUCAGCUACAGCACAAACGGAUUUCCGAACGAAUAUAUUCCAACAGCAUUUGACAAUUACAACGUACUGGUACGAGUUGAUGGCCAGCCUAUAAGUGUGCAGCUUUGUGAUACUGCUGGUCAAGAUGAUUUUGACCCAUUACGAUCUCUGUGUUAUCCAGAUUCUGAUGUGUUCCUUCUGUGCUUCAGUGUCGUUAAUCCUACAUCAUUCCAAAACAUAUCAGAAAAAUGGUUGCCAGAAAUUCGUCGUUUCUGUCCAGAAGCACCUCUCAUUCUUGUAGGAACUCAGAGUGACAGACGACGUGAUGCUAGACAACUUCAAGAACUUGCACAGUAUGGCCAAGCACCAGUGUCACAGACACAAGCACGGUAUCUGGCACGCCGUAUUAGUGCUGCAACUUAUGUGGAGACAUCAGCACUCACACAGCGGGAUUUGAAAGAAGCUUUUGAUCAAGCAAUUGUCACUGCACUUUCACACAGAGGUACUAUUCUUGUGAACACAAAUCGAAACUCAAAAUUAAGACAAAAAAAUGGAAAGAGGAAACAGUCUCUGUGGCAAAAGUUGUGCUGUUUUUCUUGAACAUACAAAAAAUCCAUGACCCUUCUAUUACUCUAUAUCUACAAUAAAAAUGCCUCAUCAUCAUAUUUUUAAGAAGUGUAAUGUAUUGUGGCCAUAGUAAUUAGCCAUAAUGUGUUUUUUCUCCAUCUGUGAUCAACUUUGUAAUUAACUAGACUGUACUCAGAGGUUGUGCAUAAUAAUGGGGAGUUUUCUUCUAUAUGUAAAUAUAUGAUGUCAGAGUAUAUUAUCUACAAGCAUAUUUGUACUGUAUAUUGUUCUAUAACUCAGUUUUAUAGGAUUGAUGUUGGAUCCCUUGUGCUGUUACAUAUCUGUAAGGAUUCACUGUUAUUUGUUACAUUGCAUAUAAGAAGGCCCUGACUCUUCACAGGCCUGUGCAGUGCAGCAAAACACUUAAGUAUUAAUUAAUAGAUGAUAUUAAUGAACAGUACAAAAAGCCAAAAUGUAUCUAAAUAAAUAUCUGCCAAAACA